Messenger RNA from Neodiprion fabricii, 964 nucleotides. Its product is annotated as nuclear receptor-binding factor 2-like. The record is from RefSeq and is a predicted model, not a curated record. NCBI's taxonomy places the organism in Eukaryota, Metazoa, Arthropoda, Insecta, Hymenoptera, Diprionidae. Bases 54 to 830 code for a protein of 258 amino acids. Gene Ontology annotation, biological process: autophagy. The transcript has 4 exons.
ACUGACGGUAUGCAUGUCGUGAAACAUUUACUGAGCCAUAAUUCCUUGUGAUAAUGGAAGGAUGUACCUUGAACACGGCCCAUGCCGUGGAACGUAGGGCCGAGGCGUUAGUCAACGAGAGGAGGUAUGAGGAGGCUGCGAGGUGCCACGAACAGGCUGCCCAGCUAUUUUCUGAAGUCCAGAUAAAGAUACAGUUGCCUAACCUUGACAACGUACGGAAUUUCGAGGUUGGGGAAUCGACCCGAUGUUUGAACCCCUUGACAAGGCCAUCUCAAUUACACACUGCUAUUGAAUCCAUCCAGCUGCAACGAGAUUACCAUCGCAAACAGGCAGCAUUUGUCAGAAUGCAGCAGGUUCAAUACGAAGAGUACAAAGCAGCAUUGGAAACACACGAAAAAGAACUACUGUCUAAUCAGAUUGCGAAGCACUCUGCAAAUUUGAGUUCGAGGAACUUUGUCACCGUCGACAAAGAUGACAAGUUUCUUCAUGAAGCUAUCGACAGAGCAAUGGAUGAACAAGACAGUUUGAUAGACCUAAUAUUGACACCGCAAAAUGAAACCAUACCGGUAAAACAUCCAAAAGAUUCAGCUGUUGUGCUAGAAGAACUGCGAACAGUCAACAGCCAGUUGCGACUGUUAAUCGGAACACUAUUGAACCAGCUCGACUCUAGUCAACAACAGAUUAAAGUACUCACUGAACAAUUGAGAGCAGCGACAGCCCCUGACAAGGAGUCCCUCCACUCAAACACUGAAGAUAGUUCAAUAAGUCUUGCCCCAUUGCCGCCGCUUGCCCCGUUGGAAAUGCCGUCCUUUGACUUUGCCACUUCGUAAUAGGGAAAAUAUUGCAUCUUGGAUGUGCUUAAUAUUUAUCUCUUUAAAAUCAGUCAAAUUUUUGUCACAGUAAGAGGAAACAAGUAUCAAGUGAUAAUCUCAUAAUAGUAUUAAAUAUUUAAGUAACAUGUGUA